Sander lucioperca (pikeperch) is the source of this 6929-nucleotide messenger RNA. Its product is annotated as A disintegrin and metalloproteinase with thrombospondin motifs 2-like. The transcript has 24 exons. Gene Ontology annotation, cellular component: extracellular matrix. The record is from RefSeq and is a predicted model, not a curated record. NCBI's taxonomy places the organism in Eukaryota, Metazoa, Chordata, Actinopteri, Perciformes, Percidae. Gene Ontology annotation, biological process: proteolysis; extracellular matrix organization. Gene Ontology annotation, molecular function: metalloendopeptidase activity. Bases 356 to 5731 code for a protein of 1791 amino acids.
UGUGCGUGCGUGUGCGUGUGUGUAGAGUCUGGGAGUUGUCAGAGCAGGCAAAGAGUGGGGAGCACGCACAAUGUGAGUGAGGAGUUGAGAGAAAGAGACAUAGAAGGAAAGAGAGGAGGAGAGUUGAGUGAGAGUGUGUGAGUGGGAGAGAGAGAGAGCGAGAGAGAGAGAGACCUCGGCGGAGAGCAGGAGAGAGAGAGGGGAGGAGAGCUCCGUCUCUCCCGGUGCACUUGGCAGUCUAGUUGCGGGCUGCUGUGCUGUUGCUGUCGUGGCGUGGCUGGUCUCGCCAGGCGGGGAACUUCACCACACUGGAGCCCGGAGUCCCACUCUCUCACCUGCGCAGUUCGGAGCUGCCAUGGGUCUCUUGCCUGGAUUUACUGUCCUAAUUAUUCUACCGGCCUUUCUGCUGCACACCAGCGGCCUUUACAUCGCCAGUAGCGUUGACUCCCUGCAGCAUGUCCUGGGGGAGUAUGGACUGGUGAGGCCGAUCAGUGUGGACGCAGAGGGCCGCUUCCUGUCACAUGCCGUCUCAGCUGGCCGAAUGGCAGGAGGGCAGUCCCGUAGGCGCCGGAAGAGGGAGGUAGGAGUAGGCAAUGAUGAGUGGGAAGGACCAAAAGGAGAGCCUGUGGCCUUUCGGGAAAGGCUUUACUACAACGUCACCAUCUUCGGCCGGGAGUUCCACCUGCGCUUGCGCCACAAUGCCAGGCUGGUGGCCCCCGGAGCCAAGAUGGAGUGGCAUGAUGACAACGACAGCGCCCGGUACUCUGAGCCACUGCACGAUGAAUGCUUGUACGUGGGGGACAUCACAGACACACCAGGAGCCACUGUGGCUAUCAGCAACUGUGACGGCCUGGCUGGUAUGAUCAGGAUGGAGCAAGAGGAGUUUUUUAUCGAGCCGGUGGAGCGGGGCGACGGAGUGAUAGAAGAAGAAGAGGAGGAGGGAGGAGGAAGGACACACGUUGUCUAUCGCUCCUCAGCCGUAAAGAAAGCGCCCAUCAGCAGCAUGGCGGCAGACUACCACUCCAGAGGUGCUGAUCUAGGUGGUCUCAUGGACCUGGAGUCUCUGUACCGCGGCGUGGAGCAGAGUAUCAACCACACGCGGGCCGGGCGAAUGCGCAGACAGAGCCUGGAAAGGGCCUACAACAUCGAGGUGCUGCUGGGCGUCGACGACUCGGUGGUCCAGUUUCACGGGAAGGAGCAUGUCCAAAAGUACCUGCUCACACUCAUGAACAUUGUGAAUGAGAUCUACCAUGACCAGUCUUUGGGAGCAAAGAUCAAUGUGGUUCUGGUGCGGAUUAUCAUGCUGUGCAACGGCAAGUCCAUGAGUCUGAUUGAACUGGGAAACCCAUCUCAGAGUCUGGAGAACGUGUGUCGCUGGGCCUUCCUGCAGCAGAAGCAAGACACAGGGGACGCCGAGUAUCAUGAUCACGCCAUCUUCCUCACACGACAGGAAUUUGGCCCCACGGGCAUGCAGGGUUACGCCCCAGUGACGGGCAUGUGCCAUCCGGUAAGGAGCUGCACUUUGAAUCAUGAGGAUGGUUUCUCUUCUGCCUUUGUGGUGGCACACGAGACCGGACAUGUGCUGGGGAUGGAGCACGAUGGCCAGGGGAACCGCUGUGGCGAUGAGGUGCACAUGGGCAGCAUCAUGGCUCCACUGGUGCAAGCUGCCUUCCACCGCUUUCACUGGUCCAGAUGUAGCAUGCAAGAGCUGGGACGCUACCUAAGUUCCUAUGACUGUCUCCGUGACGACCCCUUUGACCACAACUGGCCAUCCCUGCCUCAGCUUCCCGGUUUGCACUACUCCAUGAACGAACAGUGUCGCUUUGACUUCGGCGUGGGCUACACGAUGUGCACCGCGCUACAAAAGGCGGGCCAGUCAGGAACGCAGUAUCGCACAUUUGACCCAUGUAAGCAGCUGUGGUGUAGCCACCCAGACAAUCCCUUCUUCUGCAAGACCAAGAAAGGACCGCCCAUUGAUGGCACCAUGUGCGGGAACGGGAAGCAUUGCUUUAAAGGUCACUGCAUCUGGUUGACACCUGACAUUAUAAAGCAAGAUGGAAACUGGGGUUCGUGGAGUGAGUUUGGUCAGUGCUCCCGCACCUGUGGUGGAGGAGUACAGUUUCGCACACGUGAAUGUGACAAUCCUAGACCAGCCAACGGGGGCCGUACCUGCAUGGGGGCGACUAACCAGUUCCAGAUGUGCAACACCAAUGAAUGCGAGGAUAUUUACAGUGACACGCGAGAGGAGCAAUGCCACGCUUGGGACCCUCGCUUUGAUAUCCACAGCAAACAGCAACAAUGGCUGCCUUAUGAACACACAGAACCUAACAAACGCUGCCACCUGCAUUGCCAAUCCAAGGAGACACGUGAUGUGGUCUUUAUGCAGAGAAUGGUCCUGGACGGCACACGCUGCUCAUACAAGGACCCGCACAGUGUGUGUGUGCGAGGGGAGUGUGAGAAAGUGGGCUGUGACGGCGUGGUCGGCUCCUCAAAGCAGGAGGAUAAGUGUGGAGUGUGUGGAGGAGACAACUCCAGCUGCAAAACCUUCAAAGACACCAUCACACGCACUGCCAAGAAACAAGGUUUCCUUAAAGUUCUUGAAAUCCCCAGAGGAGCGAGACACUUACUGAUCCAAGAACUGAAAGCGACCUCACACACUUUAGCUGUAAAGAACGUGGCAUCAGGACUGUUCUUCUUGAACGGGGAAAACGAUUACCCAGAAUCCCACUCGGUCAUAGAAAAGGGCGUAGAGUGGGAAUAUGAGAAUGACAACGGCAAAGAGACACUUCAGACCACUGGUCCUCUCAGACAUGGAAUUCUGAUCAUGAUGAAAUUAUAUGGAGAUGAGGAUGUGAAUUUGUCUUAUAAGUACAUGAUGAACAUGGACAGUGACUCUGCCAUUCAGAACAACAUGCUGGUAGAGGACAGUGCCUAUGAAUGGGCUCCAAAGAGAUGGUCCUACUGCACUAAGCCUUGCGGCGGAGGGAAGCAGUACCUGCGAUAUGGCUGCAGAAGAAAAGUUGACAGUAAGAUGGUCCACAAGAGCUCUUGUAACAAAUCCAACAUGAAACCUAGAGGAGACACCAGAGACUGCAACCAGAAGCCCUGCCCUCCACCCAUUUGGGUGACAGGGGAGUGGCAGAACUGCAGCAAACCAUGUGGAAAGACGGGGAUGCAAAUCCGCUCGGUCAGCUGUAUCCAGCCAUCAGAUGACAACACCACACGUUCCAUCCACAAUAAACACUGCAACGACGACCGGCCCGAGACUCGCAGACCCUGCAACCGACACCCCUGCCCCACCCAGUGGAGAGUCGGGCCGUGGUCACAGUGCUCAGUGACAUGUGGUAAUGGGACCCAGCAGAGACAGGCUCUGUGCCACACCAGAGACAACACCAUCGGCCUGUGUCUGGACAGUAAGCCCGACACCAUCAGAGUCUGUCGCAUGGAUCCAUGUCCCAAGGGCUCAUCAGACCUCAACAAGAACGGCAACAUCCUGAUCCAGUGGCUGUCGCGCCCCAACCCCAACUUCCCGAAGAUCUCCUCACGCAAGCGUUGUCAUGGAGACCGCUCUGUGUUCUGUCGUAUGGAGGUGCUGAAGCGCUACUGCUCUCUACCGGAGUACCAACGCAUGUGCUGCAAGUCCUGCUCCACAUCCACCCCCAUCACUUCCAUCCUGCCCAGUGUUACAGCUCCUCCACCCACCAGCACCCUCAGCUCUGGCUUCACCUCCAUCCAACCCACCACAGCUGUCAUCACCACCAUUGCAGCUUCUACCAUCAGUCUCUGGACCACCACUACACCUACCACUGCUGUUCCUCAUUCCACCCCUUCCCCACUAAGUGAUACACAAAUGAUCACUACUCAUCCUCCAGCUGCUACCACCGCUACCUUUUCCAUGGCAACAACCUCAGUUAUUACAACUUCUCCCAGUGUUACUGCUCAUCCCUUACCUCUGCCUGUCCCAGACAUAGACGAGUACACAGAUCCACAGUUACAGACCACUAUAAAUAGUCCAACAACAUCUGGUAUGAUAACUACUACACACCUUCCAGCAACAACCAGUCCAACUAUGACAAAUCCAACAGAAAGCAGUACAAAAACAGACGCCCCAGUAAAAUCCAAGCCCAAAAAGAUUCUGCCAAAGAAAAAACCCAAAAAGGUGAUUCCACCAAAGAUCAAUCCGAAAAAGAAUACUGCACUAAAAAAUACUACAAGAAAAGAUCUUUCACCAAAUAUCAAUUCAAAAAAGAAAACAAAUACUGCUCCAAAAAAGAAUACACCAGAAAAAACAACUCCCAAAAAGACAACUACACCAAACACUACUCCCAAAAAGACUACUACACCAAACACUACUCCCAAAAAGACUAAUUCCAAAAAGAUUAAUCCUCAAAGCACUAUUCCACCAAACACUACUCCCAAAAAGACAACAACAGCAAAGACUACCCCCAAAAAGACUACUCCAGCAAAGACUACUCCAACAAACACUACUCCCAAAAAGACUACUCCAGCAAAGACUACUCCAGCAAACACUACUCCCAAAAAGACUACUCCAGCAAAGACUACUCCAGCAAACACUACUCCCAAAAAGACUACUCCAGCAAACACUACUCCCAGAAAGACUCCCCCUAAAAAGACCACUCUCAAUAAGACUCCUCCGGUGAAGACUACUCCUGAGAAAAAACCCAUACCCACACCCAAAAAGGAGGCUCCACCAAAGGCCAAUCCCAAAAAGAACAUUCAGCCAAAGACAAAAGUUACGAAGCAAAUGCAAACAAAGACAAAUCUCCAAAAGAACCCAAAACCAGGUCUCAAAAAUGCCACACACUCUCCAGUCAAGGUUAAUCAGAAUAAGGCCAAGAUAAAAAAGACUAAUCCAAAAAAGAAAAAAUUUCAAACAGUGUCUCCAUAUUAUACCACAGCUCCUACUCCACAUACAAGUCCAGAACAACUAAGAGAGUACCUUUCCUCCACUAUCUCAUCUAGCACUAGUGUAUAUGCGACAGGUGCAGGCAUGCCUUUGCCUGAGUCCAGAAUCAAUGUUACGUACAUCAAUAACAGCACAGCAACUACAGAUGAAACUCCACUGUGGUAUCAUGAUGCUUCAGCCACCAGACCCAGCACUUUUGGUGAUGUCAUAACGCCGACUGGAACCACUCAUUUUGAAGAAGUCAACAUGCCUAGUGGAACCAUGCCAUAUAGUGAUGUCACAAUGACAAGCAGCGGUGAUGUCACAGUAACAGGCAGGACCAUUCUCAGUGGUGAGGACAUCACAAUGUCCUACAACAAUGUGGGAAUGGAUAGUGACACCAUAGUGCUAGACGACAGCUUCACCAUGGUGAUCCCGACCAUCAACAGUGAGCAUAUGACGGACCUUGCGUCCUCACCCUGGCUGGACAUGUCUGAGUACAUCCCUGUGAGCAUCCCUGUUCCCACGACAACCUCAGACCUUGCUACAGACUCACCUUCCACCACUUUCACUCUGACAACCGAAAAAACAACCAUCUCAACCAUCACCAGACCUCAGCAAAGACCAGAGGAGAACAGUGAGAACAACUCCAUCGACGUCAUAUACAACAGGAUCAUCGGCGUAGAUAACGACAUCUCCCAGAACAAUCUGAUCCCAAAGCGCCGGGUCAACCUCCGAGAGAGAACCAAGAACAAACGCAUUCAGGAGCUUCUGGAGGAGAAGAGGAACUUUCUCCUCAGAAUGAAGAGAGGCCACGCAUUAUGAAAGACCAAGCCUUCUCAUUUCUCUUAUAGAGAUGAACAUUUUCUUGACAGACUUUUGUAAACCCUGUUUAAAUCCCUCUGAACUGCCAUGAUGCUUUAUAUCAGGCCUUUCCACAAAAAAACUGUCAUUUUACUAUCAUGACAAUCAGGACUGUUGCAGAGAGAGAAUAUUGUUGACAAAUGUUUAAACAGUUGCUUUGAAUAAAGAAAAGCCCUUUAGAGUACAGAUUGUGGCAGAUUUGAAGCAAAUCACAUUGCCUGUGUCAACACAAUAAUGAAAAACAGAAGGGAUAAAAAAAUGUUCAUCCAGUUUGCCAGUUUGGCCAGCACUUUACAAAUCCAAGCUUUUAUCUCCCCCAAACCACCUAUAGUCGUGUUUGAGGAUUCAUCGAUGAUUGGUAGAUAAGGUCUAACAUUGUUUGUAAAAUGGUAUUAUCCCUACUGACACUAAUGGAGCAACAAAAUCUACCACCUAGAAUCCAAAUCUCCAUCUUCAUAUUAUAUUACAGGACUUCAGCUCAUUUCCCUACAGAUUUAUCUCUGUCCCCAAUAACAGCUACUGUAGGAAAAAAUGAAGAUGUCUCCUUGUUAAGUGGCCAGCACUCUAUACACAGUGCAAAUUGGAGCUUUAGGAGGCCUGAAAGCAAUAUGGCAACGCUAUACAAUCAGAAAGUCAAAGUUUCCUUUUGGUAUGAUUGAAUUGUGUAAAGGUUACCCUGCUUGGAUUGUGUUGCCUUUUCCAAAACAAACAUCUGUCUGACUACAUGGGGUCUCUCAUCUCUCAGAAUUUAAGAUAUGGCAUGUCAAGGGACAUUGCCAAACAUGUUGUGCUUCCCGAAUUUUGAUGAUACAUUUUGAUAUCUCAUUAAGUUAGGUGAAAAAACAAAAUAAGUGAAGACAAAAACUAUACUGAUUGCAUUUUUGUUUUAACAAGUAUGGUGCUUUUUUUGCCAGUGUUGCUAAAAGGGAUGUCCCUCAUGCAUUUAUUUAUGUACCGUACAAAAAAUAUUAUAUUAAAAUAAACAAGCCUGUUUGUAUUAACUGUAUCCAAAUAGAAGCUUUAAGGGCCAGUUUGUUAUUAUUGUACAUCUUGCAGCAGCUGCAAAAGCAUCUAUGGAUCUUUCUGUACGAUAUCUGUACAUAUGGAAAAGAACUUAAUGAAUAUUUAUUAAAGUUUAAGUGCCUGUGGUAUUUUGCAA